UAAAAAUUUCCUGGCAUGCCUUUUUUUUGGGGGGGGGAAUUAAUUUCAGCCCCUGCUGCCAUGAAGCCUGAGGUGUCAGUGAAAGAAACGGCAGCCAAGGAGUUCCUAAGCAGCUUGAGACGCCAGAGGCGCCAGCUGUGGGACAGGAGCCAGCCCGACGUGCAGCAGUGGUACCAGCAGUUCCUCUACCUGGGGUUCGAUGAGGCGAAAUUUGAAGAUGACAUCUCCUACUGGACAAACUUAGGGCGCGCUCGUAAUGAAUACUAUGGUGGAUACUACCAACACCACUAUGAUGAAGAUUCACCAAUUGGCCCACGAAACCCACACACCUUCAGGCAUGGAGCAGGUGUCAACUACGAUGAUUACUAAUGCCAUUUAUCCUACUGUAGCUGGUGCCUAUCGGGCUGUGCUGGGUGAGGCUGAGUCCUCCCUCAGUCAGAAUGAGCCUGCUUUCCUUCUAUUAAUGUAAACCAGCAAGAGUAAAGGAAGUGCCUGACUU
Athene cunicularia (burrowing owl) is the source of this 499-nucleotide messenger RNA. It is a transcript of the gene ECRG4, whose product is annotated as chromosome 1 C2orf40 homolog. The record is from RefSeq and is a predicted model, not a curated record. Lineage: Eukaryota; Metazoa; Chordata; Aves; Strigiformes; Strigidae. The coding region runs from base 16 to 369 and encodes 117 amino acids. Gene Ontology annotation, biological process: G1 to G0 transition; regulation of cell population proliferation; cellular senescence. The transcript has 2 exons.